Messenger RNA from Amphiprion ocellaris (clown anemonefish), 1852 nucleotides. Its product is annotated as THAP domain-containing protein 3-like. NCBI's taxonomy places the organism in Eukaryota, Metazoa, Chordata, Actinopteri, Pomacentridae. Bases 281 to 748 code for a protein of 155 amino acids. The transcript has 3 exons. The record is from RefSeq and is a predicted model, not a curated record.
CACAAAAGCCUUUGCUUUUAAUUGGUGGACUGAGCUGUCAAUCAAAUGACUCUGGGCGGGGCUUUCUGUCCAGGGUGGGUUGUCGUACCCAUAGAUAUGAAUCAGCAGAUAGGACACGCCCUUUUGAGCUGCGUGCCUACGGCGAGGCUAAGCUAGUGGGGGCAAAGUUUCAGUGCAUUCAGUUGAUGUUGACGGCUUGGAAACGGAAACGAGUAUCCCGUCUCACUGUACUGCAUACAAUUGCACACUGCGUCGUAAGAUUGAGACAAGUAAACUUGGAAUGACUUUUCAUAGGUUUCCCAGAGACUAUGGGCUGAGGAGGAAGUGGGAAGCAGCUCUGAGGAGAGAGGGGUUUGCUGCAAAUGAUGAGUGGGUGCUCUGCAGUGAUCAUUUUAAACCUGAUGAGUUUGACAGGGCUGGGCAGGUUUGUCGGCUUAGACCUGGUGUCAUUCCAUCAGUGUUUAACUUCCCGGCUCAUCUUGGAAGAGGUGUUCACGGUCAGUUCAAAGGUCCCUCUCUAUCUCCCCACACAUCCACCAACCACUGGAACACAUCUCCAAAGUUCUGCCGGGCCAGCUCAGCUUCCCCUCAGAAGAAGUGCCGCCACCUGCCAGAUGAAGGAGCCUUUUCAGAGACAGCUGGCAUCGUGAUUGGACUGUACUUUGGUCUGUUCCAAUCCAGCUUCAGCUCCAGAGACGGCAGGCGGGACGAGUCAACGGAGGCCGGGUGGAUGAAGGCAUGCAGCUGAGUACAAUCCAGAAAACAACAGAGGAGGAGUGCAGUGGCCCAGGGCCAGAACAGAGUAGUCAAAGUCAGCUUUAUCGUCAUUUUUUCAAUAUGUACAUGACAUACCAAGAAUCGAAAUUACGUUAUGUUACGUUACGAGUGGCAUAGUAUGUCUCUUAGAAAACAUCAUAGUAUAGCCUUUGGAAUGAAAAAACGCCAUAAUAUACAUCGUAUAUUAUGUACAAAUAACAAGUCAAAGGAAAGAGACAUACAUUGUAGAAUUGUAGUAAUUGUGGGCUGACUGAUUUACUGAUUAUCAGUAUUUUAUUUUUUACUGAUUUAUGGUAAUAAAUAAAUUUAAAAAGGGUGCUAUUUUGGCUCUGAACCUUUAUCUACCUGUGGUCGCUCUGUCUUCUGGAGUGAUUUGAUUGGUUAUACGUCGCGAAUAAAACUCUUUUAACUUAACAUCUGUAAACAAAACAAAAACGUAUCAACAAAGUUUUCUGUUAGAGUUUGUGUUCUUCUAAGUUUAACUCCAAGAUUUUAAAUACUUUCAUUUACUGCAAAUGAAUAUCUACUCCAAAUGUCUCACUAAUAAUCAUUAUCAGCCUUAAAAACUGUAAAUGUGAAUGUGAAUGUUGUAAAAACGUGCUGUAUGAUGAAAUAAUGUAAAGUAGGCCGUGAAAAACACUCCAGAAAGGUUUUCUUUGAAAAAGAAAUCAUGAAUUUUGGCGCAAAAAAACGCCAUAGUAUACUAUGUCGGAAAAAAAAUGCGAUUUUUCAACAUGUUGUAAAAACGUGCCAUAUGAUGAAAAAAUGUAAAGGAGGCCGUGAAAAACACCCCAGAAAGGUUUUCUUUGAAAAAAAAAUCAUGAAUUUUGGUGCAAAAAAACGCCAUAGUAUACUAUGUCGAAAAAUGUCAUUUUUCAACACUAAAUCUUAAUGAAAAAUAUGUUUUACUUAAGUCCACCUGUUUCAGCCAUCUCUACCCCUCAUUAGGUACCACUCUAAGGUACAUUAUACAAAAAAAAAUCCAGUAGAUGUCACUGUGUUUUGAAAUAGCAUGCAGAGCAAGUUAGUCUGCUCACAGGAAGUUAGCACGAGCAAAAUCACUCCUCACAGGAGG